Osmia lignaria (orchard mason bee) is the source of this 682-nucleotide messenger RNA. NCBI's taxonomy places the organism in Eukaryota, Metazoa, Arthropoda, Insecta, Hymenoptera, Megachilidae. The record is from RefSeq and is a predicted model, not a curated record.
AUUGAACACAGUUUAUGUUUGUAGAUGACUGAAAUUAAUUGGUCGAUUCACUAUAUAUAAGGAAACCAAGAUUUUAUCGAGCACACUCGUGAUUGAUUCGGUGAUUUGGAAUUUUGACUAGUCCCCAUCAGCUGAAUACAAAAAUGAAAGGACUAUUUCUCAUCGUCUGCGCGGUCAUUGUGGUCUACGUACACUCUCAGAGCAUUGAAAUAAGGUGUCCGGAACCCGUGAACGACAAGUUCACUUUACUUCCUCACCCGUGCAAAUGCAACAGUUACUACGUUUGCUACGGUGUAUUACAAAUGUCUAUGCCAUGCCCUGCAAAUCUUCACUUCAAUGCAACGGCACAGGUCUGCGACUGGCCAUGGAGCGCAAAAUGCACCCUUAACCCUGCUUGUCCACAAAAUGAUUUAAAUAACAAAGAAAUUACACCUUAAAUACUCUCUUUCUUAUGUACAAUAUGUUUAGCUUUAUAUUUGAAACUGGUAUUGGAAACAAUUUCUAAUUAAACUUUUGAGUUACCUGCGUGUACCUCUUCGACGAGAUGCGUUUUCCUUCACAGUUUUCAAAAUUCUGUUUAUUCGGAUUGUUUACUUAUCUGUUUAAAACUUAAAUUGUUCUCGUAUUAUUGUAUAUAUAUGUAUAUAUAAAGAAAAUUGAAUAAAUGGCAUUGUUUAUUAAU